CUCUCCACGCGCACGCACAUUCUUCUCUAUCUAUCUGCCUAUGGCGUCGAUGUCGUCACGGCGGGCGGUGGCCGAGGUGGAAACGACACUGCUGAAUGAUGGCGGACUGUAUGUGGUAGCAGGUCCCUGCUCGACGGCGGGGGAGGACGGGCGGCCGGCGAGCUAUCCACGCGACGGAUUUGUGCGGUUCGUGGCGUACUCGGACACACACAGCCGGGCAGAAUGGCUGGCCAAGCCAGAUGCAGACGUCAUGAUCCACGGCGGCGAUUUUACCAUGACGGGCACAAACGCAGAGAUCGACGGGUUUGUGGCCUGGUUGAACGAGCUGCCGUACGCCCACAAGAUCGUCAUCGCAGGCAACCACGAUCUGACGCUCGACAUGACGGUCGGCGACGACGGCGUGCCCUACUAUGAGCGAGCCUGGCAGCGGUUCCACCGCCUCAAUGGCAAGCAGGACCCAGAUGCGGCCCGAAAGGCCGUCAUUGAGGCAUGCACAUACCUCGACGACGAGACAGCUGUCAUCCGCCGCCGCGACGCGGACGGUAUCAUCGAGAUCGUUCGCCGCACCAGCAGCGACGAAGAUGGCGAGGCGGAUAGCGAGGGUCUGGUUGUCACAGGCUCGCCGUGGUCGCCCGAGUUCUACGACUGGGCGUUCAACGAGAGCCGCGGAGUGCCGAUCAUGAAGCGAUGGAAAAAGGUGCUUCCGCACGAUGUCGACGUGCUUGUUACCCACGGCCCACCAGCUGGCUUUGGCGACAUGACUGUGACAGGUGUGGAGGCCGGGUGCGAGGAUCUGCUGCGACUGCUCCACAGCGGACGGAUUGCGCCUGCUGCUCAUGUCUUUGGCCACAUCCACGAGGGCUUUGGCGUCACGACCGAGACCGGUACGUCGUCGCUCGACACCACCUUUAUCAACGCCUCCAACUGCACGCUCAAGUACAAGGCGACGAAUCCGCCGAUUGUCUUUGAUCUGCCUCUUACAUAAGCCGUGCACCGUUGUUGACGAGAUCGAGCCAUUGUCCACCCUUCACGAUGAUGAUGAUCGAUCUGCCCAGACAUUACCCCAAAGAUGCAUAACUGCCGAGCAGUGGUCCCAAACUGGUAGCUGGUCAUGGGCGGCUGGCGAUUGAGCGUGUGGGCGAUUGAG
Thecamonas trahens ATCC 50062 is the source of this 1147-nucleotide messenger RNA. Its product is annotated as Ser/Thr protein phosphatase. The coding region runs from base 41 to 985 and encodes 314 amino acids. The record is from RefSeq and is a predicted model, not a curated record. Gene Ontology annotation, molecular function: hydrolase activity. Lineage: Eukaryota; Apusomonadida; Apusomonadidae. The transcript has a single exon.